AUGUAUCCCCAAAGAACUUCUCUUAGCACAACAACUACUAAUAAUUCAUUAACUCAACCACAUUAUAUUCCUUCGUCAUCACCAUCAAUUAAGCGAAAACAUGCUGAAGCUCCACUUGAUCAUGGAAAGCAAACGAAUGAUAUUACCAAUUGUUUGAAAACUGUUAUGAAACAACAAGAAUUACUUGUUGAUGGUUUUCAAGGACUUUGUAAAAGUAAUGAAAAAAUUCAAAAAAUGAUGAUUUCAUUACUUCAUGCAAAUAAACCUGAUCAAGUAUCGGCUAACAAACCAGUUGAAUUAUCAAUCUACAAAUAUAAGGAAAAAAAUCUCUUCGAUUCAAUAUCUCCUAAUUUAUCAAUAACUGCCAUUCAUUGUAAGUUAAUUCGUAAGCUGUAUUCAGAAGAAGAAAUAAUUAAUGGUGAAGCAUUAAAAGUAGAAGAUGAACGAUUUGAAAUUGUAAAAGAAAAAUUUAAUCGGUUUUGGAAACGUGUUGGUGCCAAACAUGUCGGUGGACAAAAACGGGCUGCCCGUAGUCGAAGUAAAAAAGCUCGACGAAAUGAAGAUGAAACUGAUCAAAGAACUGCUUCUGUCAUGGCUGAAAUAAACAGUGAAUUAAACAGUAAAAAUCACUUCGAUGAUGAAUACGAUGAUUAUUAUUAA
Molecule: messenger RNA, 660 nt
Organism: Rotaria sordida
Lineage: Eukaryota; Metazoa; Rotifera; Eurotatoria; Philodinida; Philodinidae
Source: the annotation of a GenBank genome assembly